AAAUGCUGUAAGGGCUUGUGUGAAUUAAACGCGUGAUCUAUAAAUCAAUUUAAUUGUAUAUUAAUGCAUUAAAGUCAAUACAAUAAAGUUUAUACACAUUAUAAACUAUUAAUUAAAAACGAAAAAAAAAAUCGGUUUCCGCCUUCCGCAACUUUACGAUACAAAGAUGAAAUACUAGUUCAAGAAAAUUACACCCCUUACCCAAAAUCCGCUCUAUUAGAAAGAGACAAUUUCAAAGUAGGAAGGAAAAACUAUCAAUGAACAAGUAAACUAAUAUUAUUCCACCCGUUUUAACUACAUUUGAGGAUGUUUGUCCCUCGGCCGCCACGUUCACCCGAGAUGGAAAUUAAAGGGAGGUGAACUAUCUCUUUUCCGGUCGCUAUCCUCGCCUACGCCGCGAAGAUUCAAACGGAAACAGAAAUGGCGGCUUGGGCUAAACAUCCCACGGACGGCAUGAAAAGUCUCAACGAUAUGUUUCAAACGUUCAGCGUGGACUCCAGCGACGUCGAGGAGAGGCUGUUUCGUCCCAAUGUAACGGUGACUAAAGAAGAGGACGACGACGACGGUCCGGUGGUGUUCAUCUGCGUCAAAUGCAAGUUGCCCGUCGGGGAUUCCUUGUCGUGGGACAUCAGCCAAGAUGGACAAACUCACAUUCAGCUCAAGCGAGUCACCAACAACGUCCUGGUCACUCAGAAGACUCGUCUGCAUGAAUCCAGCAAAGGUUGUCUUUGUCUGAUCGUGGAUUUGUUGUGUGUGGGAUGCCGCACAGUUCUCGGGAUGAUCUAUAGGUCUACGCCCAAGAACUUGGACCACAAGAGAUACACCUUCUGCUUGAACGUGGCCCGCAUUGACAGUUACGUGCUGGGCUCGGCGAGCCAGAAGUUGUCAGCAGAGGGCCCCAAAGAGCAGCUGGUGACCCUCGAGUACAGAAGCCAGGUUGAGCAAUUGCUGACUGAGAUGAAGAUGAUGGUUGUUUCCUUGGCGCAGCAUGUGGAGGAGCUGCAAAGCGCUGCUCAGGACAAGGCCUGAGCGCGUGGCAAGCCCAAAAGCACGCCGGCUCUCUUCCUCCUCCUCCUCCUGGAGGGCAAAUCGCGUUCGUCAGCACAUCGGACCUCCUUUGAGGUGUAUUUUCUUCUCUAGCGUGCAUGUUUGUGCAAUCACGUUUUCAUCAUGAGUGUUUUGGUUGCUUUGUGUUUGUUAUUCAGUUGUUAAGCAAAUAAAGUGUCUUUUGUUUUAUAUAUA
Molecule: messenger RNA, 1242 nt
Organism: Syngnathus acus (greater pipefish)
Lineage: Eukaryota; Metazoa; Chordata; Actinopteri; Syngnathiformes; Syngnathidae
Gene: mis18a
Product: MIS18 kinetochore protein A
Exons: 5
Coding region: 421-1029 (202 amino acids)
Biological process (GO): CENP-A containing chromatin assembly; chromosome segregation
Cellular component (GO): chromosome, centromeric region; nucleus; chromatin
Source: RefSeq, a predicted model, not a curated record